Molecule: messenger RNA, 762 nt
Organism: Egretta garzetta (little egret)
Lineage: Eukaryota; Metazoa; Chordata; Aves; Pelecaniformes; Ardeidae
Gene: CCN5
Product: cellular communication network factor 5
Exons: 5
Coding region: 1-762 (253 amino acids)
Biological process (GO): signal transduction; cell adhesion
Cellular component (GO): extracellular region; extracellular matrix
Molecular function (GO): heparin binding; integrin binding
Source: RefSeq, a predicted model, not a curated record
AUGAGGCUCCAGCUGGAGAAGCAGCUUUUCUUCCUCUCCCUCCUCUGCAUCCUCUCCAAGGUGUGUGCCCAGCUGUGCCGGAGACCAUGCUACUGCCCCUGGGUGCCACCCCGCUGCCCCCGUGGGUCCCCCCUGGUCCUGGAUGGCUGUGGCUGCUGUAAGAUCUGCGCCCGGCGCCUGGGAGAGCCCUGCGACUUCCUCCACGUCUGCGACCAGAGCCAGGGCCUCAUCUGUGACUACAGCGCGGCACCCGCGGGGACCGGAGCCACCUGCAACUUUGAAGAUGGCGAGGAGGGCUGCGAGGUGAAUGGCCGAGUCUAUCGAGAUGGGGAGGUUUUCCAGCCCAGCUGCAAACUCCAGUGCCGCUGCCUGGAUGGGGGCUUCACCUGCAUCCCGCUCUGCCAGGAGGAUGUCCGGCUGCCCACCCCAGAUUGCCCCUACCCGCGGCGCGUGGAGGUCCCGGGGAAGUGCUGCCCAGAGUGGAUCUGUGAGGCCCGGGACCGGCACCUCCUCCGGGAUGCUGGGGCAGCCCGCGGGGCAGCAUCCCCACGGCUGCCGUACCCCUGCCAGGAGUGGGGCACGGAGUGGAGCACCUGCUCGGCCACCUGCGGCGUGGGCUUUUCUACCCGCAUCUCCAACCAGAACCGCUACUGCAGGCUGGAGACUGAGAGGCGGCUCUGCAUGGCCAGGCCCUGCCCAGCUCUGCAGGCAGCACCCCUGGCGGUGAGAUACCAGCUUCUUCCCACCCCUGAUUUAGAUUAG